AUGGCGGAAACAGCAAAGGUACGUAAAAACACGAUUUCUCAUGAAUUAUUAAUUGUUUGAAAACAUUCAAAGUCAAUUUUUACUUAUAGAUGAAGCCAUUUAAAGUGUGGAGUGCAAAUAGAUCUAAAAAAGUGAUUGUUGUGGCGAAUUCAUUGGAAGAACUGACGAGGAAAGGUACGGAACCGCACUAUAUUUUAAAAGUUUAGAAAACGUACUGUCCUGGCAUGCCAUAAUAUAUAAUAUAUAAAAUGAACUUCAUGUAGGGUACUUUGUAGUGUUUAAUAUAUUUUAAUUUUUUAGUGUUUAAUUUAUUUUUUAUUCUGAAACUUUAUAAAUUCUAGGGUAUUUUAAAUAACCUCAUUGAAUGAUAUAAAACUGUUAGUAGACAAUACCUUUCCUGUUUACGUCAAUUUCUAGUUAUUAUAUAGUCAAUUACGAACAAGAUUUGGAUCGACUGCCAUUUAAACAUUUUAAUUAAGUAACUUACCCAAGGUUAUGUCGUCCGGCAUAUCACACAUUGAAAACACAAAUUAUCUAGAGUUCUAAUAGCAAGUAAUUGUAUUCCUUCCACUCGUGAGCUCAUUAUUAUAAGUAAUAGCAUAGAAAGAGGCGAAUUAGCUAUUAAAACGUCCCGCCCGAUGAGGGUCGUUUAGUAAAAUUCCCUUGGGCGCCGUUCGAUGAGGGUCAUUUAGUAAAAUUCCCGAGGGCUGAAAUUUAGUAAAAUUCCCUUGGGCGCCGUUCGAUGAGGGUCAUCGAAAAUUUUACUAAAUGAUCCGAAUCGAGCGGCGCCCAAGGGAAUUUUACUAAACGACCCUCAUCGGGCGGGACGUUUUCAAUAGCUAAUUCGCCUCUUUCUAUGCUAUUACCUUGUAAUAUCAUGAUUGUGGGUAUUCCCGUUGUUCUCGCAGGGCCAUUAAAAACCAAUUAACAAUAUAAAUUAAAUGGUAUAAUUGUUUUCCAUGUCUUUGUUUAGUUUUGGCGAUUUCAGAUAUAUUCAUUUUUUCUAAUCGUACCCGCUUUGACGUCGUUUCGGGUAGGAUUACAACUAAUUCUACCUGACAUGACGUAAAAGCAGGUAGGUUUAGAAAAAAUGAAUAUAAUGAGGUGUAUUAGUUAUUAAUUGCCCUGCGAGAACAAAGGGAAUACCCGCAAUCGUGAUAUUACAAAAGUAAUGUCCAGGCCUUGUGACCCUAGUCCCAAAAAAAUGAUGGGUUAACCCACACCCCAGCAGAGAUGUCAUCGAGAAAGAUAUUGCUAUUAAAUGGUGAACCAAUUCUAUUAAAUACAUAGGGAAUGAAAAAAUUGGCUUGAAUCCUGUGAAUGUGGGCGAUCUAAAGCUUGUUUUAGAGGAAGAUGGGACUGAGGUGGAUCAGAUGCUGAUGUUGAUGCUUCUAUCCACAAAUGAACUAUGGAGUGAUCGAAAAGGUUUCAACAUAUUUUUUAAUUAUGUUGUAUUAGUAUAUUUUAUCAAAUAAUUUAUCAAAUUACUUACUCAAAUUUGCUGCCAUCAACCACAAAAUAGAUGGUUUGGUUUAGUUGAUAGUGUUGACGUUUUGAUUGCAUUUUUUCUCAUGCGUUUAUAUACUUUUAUAUGAUAUUUAAUUUAGGAAUGUCAGCAGUCAAUCAAUCUGGACAAAAGGAAAAUAUUGCAGAAUCAUUAAAAAGUGGUUGACCAACACAAUAUACAUUAACCUAACCCUUGGUAACCCAAUAAUGGUAGGUAAUCUCAUUUUAAUAUAAUGUACAAACAUUUCUGGUCAUUAAAUGCUGUCAUCUUCAAUUUUGCAGGAUGACAUAGCUACCUCUACAACCAACACUAUGGGUGAUAUCAAAGAGCAAUAAAAAAUUUUUGGACGAGGACCAAACCCUAAGAAGCUCACAAAAUGGCAAGAAGCUGUUAAUGAUGAAGUAGCCAAACUUGUUCGUAAUGACCCAAUGCUUGUUCAAAAUAGAGGUGAUCAACAAAAUUUCGAAAUUUGGUCUUACAUAUACUGCACUGCACUACACUGCACUGCACUGCACUGUAAAUAGAUGAUAACAAGAUAAAUGAAUAACAAAAUGAGAUUAUUUAACUUGCUCCAAAAUAUGCAGAAAAAACUAACUCGUAAGAAAUUCAGGAAAUUGGGUCUUGGUUAGAUGUUCUUUAGCCCACAAACUGGUAAUGAUUCAAAGUAUUAGUUUGCGCUGUCUAACACCAGAUGAUUGUAAUAAUCAGUGGAAACGUACUGCAAGUGUCUCCUGCUAUCGUUGCUAACCCAUUAACUGACAAUGUGCCAAAAUUUACUUACACUAGUGUAUUAUUAUGUCUAAUGUGCCAGUGAUAUUACUUCUCAGUGAAAGAGUACUGUCAUUUUAUGGUUAUUUAAAAUUGUCCUUUUGAAUGUAGAUGAAUUAGUUAUUUUUCUACACGUAAUUAAUCGUUUGGAAAUUGGUACUAUGACUGUACCUUAUCAAAUCAUUCUCCAUUUAAUUAGGCAAGCUCUUAAAAAAAGCAAAAGAAACCGUCAUUUCUCAAGGCUAUGAAUUUGUCAAGGGUAAGUCAAGAGCAAGAUCCCUGAGUGAUAUGGACAGUGGUAAGGAAAGUAAAAGAAAAAAGACAGACAAAGAUGAAAGAGCAAAAGAAAUUCAGAACACUUCUGACAUUCUAAAAAAUAUCCAAGAACAAAUUGAAAUUAAGCAACUGCGUCUGCAAAAACAAAAGUCGCUGAACAACUUUUCCAAAUGUGACCAGAUAGUUGGCGAGAUAGGAAAGCUGAUGAAUGAGAAAAAGAUCUUGGAGAAACAGCUUAAGCAUAUGGAAAAGAAAGAAGCAAAAUCGAAGUGGUACUAUAACAAAAAGGGAAGCGAAAAAAGAAAGAGUGGAGAAAGCAAACAGAAAGGCAAGAGAAAAUCAUUUGACAUUGCAAAAAUGUUCAAAAAUGCUAGUGAUAUUUCUGAACACACUCUUACCAGCACGUCUGACUCAAAUGAGUCAUUUGACACCCUUAUUGUGAGCUCAGAUGAAACUGAAGGUGGAAUUGAAGCAGCAGCCGACAUCCCACGUUUAAUACGUACUAUGCCGACUUCCGUUUGA
Molecule: messenger RNA, 3073 nt
Organism: Paramuricea clavata
Lineage: Eukaryota; Metazoa; Cnidaria; Anthozoa; Malacalcyonacea; Plexauridae
Source: the annotation of a GenBank genome assembly